Chelonia mydas (Green sea turtle) is the source of this 1148-nucleotide messenger RNA. It is a transcript of the gene EXOSC3, whose product is annotated as exosome component 3. The record is from RefSeq and is a predicted model, not a curated record. Lineage: Eukaryota; Metazoa; Chordata; Testudines; Cheloniidae. Gene Ontology annotation, molecular function: RNA binding. Gene Ontology annotation, cellular component: nuclear exosome (RNase complex); cytoplasmic exosome (RNase complex). Gene Ontology annotation, biological process: poly(A)-dependent snoRNA 3'-end processing; U4 snRNA 3'-end processing; TRAMP-dependent tRNA surveillance pathway.
CACCCGCCGCCAUGGCAGGAGCCGCAGCGAGCCCAGCUGAGGCCCGGACACCACCGCUCCUUUCUCCCCGUCAGCAUAACUGCGCCGCCGCCGCCGAUCCCGCGGCAACGGAGGCCCAGGCAGCGACUAAGAGUGCGCGUGCGCGCGUAUGUGACCCACUCCGCCCCGCCGCCAUUUUUCUGUGCUUUCUGCGCACGCUCAUCUUGUCGCGCACGCGCGCUAGGCUCGGGCAAGCUGGCCGGCCCGACGAAGGGGUUGACCCUGACCAUGGCGGCGGCAGAGGCUGGGGCCCUGCCCGCUGAGGAGCGCGUGGGGCAGGUGGUGCUGCCGGGGGACGUGUUGCUGCUGCCCGCCCACCCCGAGGCGGAUGGGGAGCGGCUGUGGCUGGGCCCGGGCGCCGCUCUGCCGGGCCGGUUGGUGUGCGGGCCGGGCCUGAGGAGCUGCGGGGCCGGGCUGCUGGUCACCAAGUGCGGGCUGCUGCGCCACCGCCAGGCGGGCGGGGCCGGAGGCGGCUCCGGCGGGGCCUACUGGGUGGACUCCCAGCAGAAGCGGUAUGUCCCAGUCAAGGGAGAUCAUGUGAUAGGCAUAGUGACUGUCAAGGCAGGUGACAUAUUCAAAGUGGAUGUCGGUGGAAGUGAGCAAGCUUCUUUGUCCUACUUGGCAUUUGAAGGUGCAACCAAAAGAAACAGACCAAAUGUGCAGGUGGGAGAUCUUAUUUAUGGUCAAUUCAUUGUAGCCAAUAAAGACAUGGAACCAGAGAUGGUCUGUAUAGACAGCAGUGGAAGAGCGAAUGGAAUGGGAGUAAUUGGACACGAAGGCCUGUUGUUUAAGGUUUCUUUAGGUCUAAUAAGAAAGCUUUUAGCUCCCAAUUGUGAAAUCAUUCAGGAAUUGGGACAACUCUACCCUUUUGAGAUAGUGUUUGGAAUGAAUGGAAGAAUAUGGGUAAAGGCAAAAACAAUUCAACAGACUUUAAUUGUGGCAAAUAUCUUGGAAGCCUGUGAGCACAUGACAGCAGAACAAAGAACACAAGCAUUUGCCAAACUAUCAGAGAGAUGAUGUAAAGAAAACAUCUUGGGUUCUUUUCAGUCUUUGCAAUGAUUGUAAUAUUUUUGUAUUCAGAUGUAUAUUAAUAACUCAUUUUUAAACUU